AGAGAGAGAAAGCCACGCAAACUCUAUCCUAGCAAUCAAUAGCUUCUCCCUCCCUCCUUCUCUCCCUCCCUCCCCUUUUCCUUCACUCCACCACCACCACCACUUGGGCCACGCCACACACACACACCGUGAGACAAUAACACCACCACCACCACACCACCACACACCACUGUCACACACACCACCACGCCCCAGCACCCUGCAGCACACACCAACGGGAGAAGAAGAGGAAGAGGUGGAGAAGGAGGAGGAGGAGGAGAAGGAGGAGGGAAAAGGCACCCUUUCUCUCCUUCUCUCCCGGUUCCACCUUCCGCCAUGGUUUACUACACGGUCACCUGUCCACCUUGAGCACUAUGAAGCAGACGUGGACAUGGGCGUGGACAUGGGUGUGGGUGGUGGCGGGCGUGGCGGCGGCGAAGGACCGUCUGCUAAACAUCGGGGGCAUCUUUCCUAUAGGAGGCUCCGACGGGUGGCAGGGCGGCAGGGCCUGCCAGCCCUCCGCCAUGCUCGCUAUGGAAGACGUCAACUCCAGGCCAGAUCUCCUGCCGGGGUACAAACUCAACCUGGCUUGGAACGACUCAUUGUGCGAGCCGGGCCUGGGAGCAGCUGUGAUGUACGACUUGCUCUACAACCAGCCCACCAAACUGAUGCUGCUCGGGGGCUGCUCUACUGUGUGCACCACCAUCGGCGAGGCGGCUAAGAUGUGGAACCUGGUGGUGCUGUCAUACGGAUCGAGCUCCCCGGCACUCUCAGACAGACAGCGCUUCCCCACCUUCUUCAGGACCCACCCUUCGGCCACAGUGCAUAACCCAACACGCAUUAAGAUCAUGCAGAAGUACAACUGGUCCCGGGUCGCCAUCCUCCAGCAGGCCGAAGAGGUGUUCAUAUCGACGGUGGAGGACCUCGAACUUCGCUGCAAGGAAGCCAAUAUUGAGAUCGUGACGCGCCAGAGCUUCCUGACGGACCCGACGGACGCGGUGAGGAACCUGAAGAGACAGGAUGCGAGGAUCAUUGUGGGGCUCUUCUACGUGAACGCCGCCAGGAGGGUGUUGUGCGAGAUUUUCAAGAAUAAGCUGUUUGGGAAGAGCUACGUCUGGUUCUUUAUUGGAUGGUACGAGGAUAACUGGUUUGAGAGUCACCUGCAGGAAGAGAACCUGAACUGCACGAAGGAAGAGAUGCGGGCGGCGGCGCAAUACCACCUCACCACGGAGGCGCUGAUGUGGAACAAAGACAACGAGAAGACCAUAUCAGGCAUGACUGCAGGGGAUUUUCGGCGCAGACUCAACCAGGCGCUGAUUGACCUAGGCUACGAGAACCAGAGCACUCCUGUGGGAUACCAGGAAGCACCUCUUGCUUACGAUGCUGUGUGGAGUGUGGCGCUGGCCCUCAACAAGACUAUGGAGACCCUGGCAGCAGUGAACAGGUCCAUUGAGGAGUUCACCUACACCAACAAGGAGAUUGCAGAUGAGCUCUACAAGGCCAUGAAUGCCACGCAGUUCCUUGGAGUUUCGGGUCGUGUGGCAUUCAGCAAUGAUGGUGACCGUAUUGCAUGGACUCAGGUGGAGCAGAUGAUUGAAGGACGUUACCACAAGCUGGGCUACUUUGAUGUGCAGACUGACAACCUCACCUGGUUCAAUAGAGAGAAGUGGAUAGGGGACAAGGUACCUCAGGACCGCACCAUAGUGAGGCGUCAGCUGCGUACUGUGUCCCUGGGUCUCUUCAUCAGCAUGUGCACCAUCAGCGGUGUGGGGGCCAUGUGGGCACUGCUGCUCCUCAUCUUCACCUUCAUCCACCGACACAGGAGGCUCAUCCAGCUCUCCCACCCGGCCUGCAACAACAUCACGCUGGUGGGCAUCAUGCUGUGUUUGGGCUCCAUCUUCCUGCUGGGGCUGGAUGGCCAGUUUGUGGGCAAGCAGCAGUUCCCCAUGGUGUGCGGGCUGCGGGCGUGGUGCCUCUCCCUGGGCUUCACCCUCGCCUACGGGGCAAUGUUCUCCAAGAUCUGGCGGGUCCACAGACUCACCACCAAGACCAAGAUUGACAGCAAAGUGCGUGUGGAGCCGUGGAAGCUGUAUGUGAUGGUGGGGGUGAUGGUGGUGGUGGACGUGGUGGUGCUGGGCGUGUGGCAGGGCGUGGACCCCCUGCAGCGCACCCUGGAGGUGUUCCCGCUGGAGGUGCCCAAGAACACCAAGGAAGACAUCAAGAUCAUGCCAGAGCUGGAGCACUGUGAGAGCCGCCACAACACCAUCUGGCUGGGUCUGCUCUAUGGCUACAAGGGACUGCUGCUCAUCUUCGGUCUCUUUCUGGCCUAUGAGACAAGGAGCAUUAAGCUGAAGCAGAUCAAUGACUCCAGGCUGGUUGGGAUGAGCAUCUACAACGUGGUGGUGCUCUGCCUCAUCACUGCACCUGUCACCCUCGUCAUCUCAGCACAGCAGGAUGCCUCUUUUGCCUUCGUCUCCUUUGCCAUCAUCUUCUGCUGCUUCCUUUCCAUGGCCCUUGUCUUCAUUCCAAAGAUCAUUGAGGUUCUCCAGCACCCCGGGGAGCGUGUGGAGUACCAGGGGGACGGGGCACCAAGUAAAGAGGAGGAGGAACGCUACCAGAAACUACUAAGGGAGAAUGAGGAUAUGCAGAGACUAAUUGCUGAGAAAGAAGAGAAAAUCCGUCUUCUUAAACUAAAACUGCAGGAGCGAGCAGCCAUAAGAAGCAAGGAGAAACAGCAGCAGCAGCAACAACAGCAACAACAACAGCAGCAGCUCCAGCAACAGCAACAGCAGCAGGCACAGCAGCAGCAGCAGCAGCAGCAGCAGCAGCAGGCGGAGAACCACAUUAGCAUGCCCUGCCAAAAUGAAGCAAUGUCACAGCCGCCACGUUUACGACAAGGCUCGACUGACAACCACUCGGAGACAUCGCCACUGCUCAAAGCCAAUGUGGAGCUGUACUAUGGGAGCGGGCAGCCAGCCGUGAGGAUCGUGACCCCAGACGCAGCCUCUGCCCCUGAGGACGCCAUGGUGCCUCGACUCAGCUACGACAUCUCCGAAUCUUACCUGUGAGACAACCUGACUCCCCCUUGCCCCACCACCACCACCACCACCACCACCAGUACUCACACCAGUGCCACUAAUACCCACGCCACUGACCGCAACACCUCCAGGCGAGUCUCUGAUGCCAUGUCGGACACUUGUCACUCCUACAAACCCUACACCACCACCACUCACACCAUCACCACCUCUUCUCACAAUGACCGUAAAUCCAACAGGCGAGUUUCUGACGUUUCUGACGCCAUUCGCUCCCACAUGACCUACUCCAAAUCCUCAUACUCCCCUGUCACCGAUCACACACAGCCUCCUGCCAUCCCUCCUCGCUCCAUCGACCGCACUGCCACCAGGCAGAUCAUCAGCACCACCCACAAGCCCAUUGCUACCACCACGAGAACCUUCCGCAGAACCAACACUAUCAGUACACCUUACCGUGCCGUCAUCACCUACCCUACUAGCACUCCUCUCACCACCUACCACAACCUAACUGCCUCCUCCACCCAGACCUAUGCCACUGCAGCCUCCACUCCUUACUCUGUGUCCACCAUCCCAGCCAACUCCACUCCACCCACCUCCUUUUCCACUGCCACCUCUGCACACCAUCCACCUGUCACCUCCACUUUCUCCAAUCCUAGCUAUUUCUCCUACAGCACCAUGAAUGUUGACUCUUCACCCGAUGACAGGAACCCACCUUACAACACUUCCAGGAACUCCUCUAGGAUAUCUGCGUCCCUCACUUCCCUCACCACUUACUCACGCAGACCUCACUACCACCACAAUCAGUAUUUCUGGUGAGCAAUAAAGCACUUGGUUAAUUUACACCACCAGUGCUCUGCAUCACCAGAACUGUAACAUAGCUCUCAUCACUCGUUCAUACACACACACACACACACACACACACACACACACACAGAAAACUUGAUAAUAUUUACUUUCUGUACAGCAAUACCAACUGUAUAAACAUAUCAGAAUAAGGUAUAUACAGCACACACACCUACACUCUGUAUGCAUUAAAAUAUCAGUGUAUUUGUUGUGUUGUACCAACCUUCAUCCUCCUACACACACACACACCACUAUAUAGAGACUUGGACCAUCUAUCUACACAACAUGUGCAUCAGAGUGGGUGUGUGCUGCCCUGCAUACCCUGCUGUGGUGUGGGUGAUGCUGGGGCAUUGCCGGGGGUCAGGAACAACGGCUUCUCAACAAGAUUCAACACGAGAAAAUUAACUCGAUACAAAAAAGAAAAAAAUAUAUAUACUAUAUAUAUAUAUAUAUAUAUAUAUAUAUAUAUAUAUAUAUAUAUAUAUAUAUAUAUAUAUAUAUAUAUAUAUAUAUAUAAAGUUCCCUAUAACAGAUACCAAAAAAAACUACAAAAAAAAAAAUAAAAAGUAAAUAAAGAGAGACUAGAAUGUAGUGUUUUCAGUGUGUACUGUGAGAUAAUGUUAGCUUCCCAGAUUACUGUUCUAUCCUGUUACAUACUUUAAAUAAUUUACCUUUGCAUGGUUCAGAAUUUAAAGAGUUAGAAUAAAUAUGAAAGUAACAGAGUAUAGUUAUGUAAAAGAUUCACAUGUAUUUAUAUUUGUUCUUGGAUGGAAUAUUUAAAUAAUUAUGUUUCCCUUCAGAUAUAUCAAUAUAUAUUUGUCUUUCCUUGUUGCAAAACUGUAAACAUAAAGAUGAAUUACAUGAACAUAAUUGUUGAUAAAAGUAUGAUUUCUUGCACCAAGUUAAAAAUGUGAACAUGUAGAUGUAGCAAGGAGUCUGGCUAGCUGUGCGUCUGUCACUGUCUUUCUUGAGGCGGGUCACUUGUGUUAGUGUAACAAAGAGGGAAAGCAAGGGUUGUCUGGAGGCCUUGUCUUUGUCAGGUCCUUAGUACAACCUGAUCCACUUCCUGGCUAUAGACAUGAACCAGACAGACAGAUGUUGCAUGAAUGCCAAAUGGAAGACUAUGUGGAAACGACUAUUUUUCUUCAGCCACUUGUGUGGUUUACUCAGAAGUCACAGAGCCUUGAAACUGGACCUUGUGCCUGCCCAGGGUCCAGUCAACGUAGACAGGCGUGUGUGGACGUGAGGAGUGAAUGUUGGACUGCCGUGUGCGUGGCAAUGCAGUGUGUCUCUGUGGGUGACCACUUUGCUGUGAACUGUACCUUCAGUUUUCCAGGAUCUGGAUUGUCCCCUUGUUUGGUGGAGAGGGGAACAGAUGGUGUCAUUUGCUCCAUGUUAUCAUGAGUUACAGCUAGUCUUUGAAUUACAGAAUAUGGUUACGUAAAAAGUGUAUUUUUUGUCUGCUGCAAGAACAUACUUUGGAAAGACAGAAUAAUUCUUAUUUUUCCACUGUUAGGUUAUGUAUGUAUCCCAAUACUGUUUUUAUCUCUCCUGUGUCAGUGUAUUCAAUGUUGCCUUCACCUUACUGUUGAGCCACCAUCUCAUUGUUGAUCAAUACUCAGUGCCCUGACGCAGCUCUCCGAGGCUGCUCCUCAAAACCAGGCUUUUUAUUCACCAAAACAAUAACAGUUCUAGAUGAAUUAUGCAAAUUUUUGAGAUGAUACAAAGUGUUCAUAUAGUUUGUAGAACACAGCUUGGGUUGUAUAUCUGGAGAGGGUAAUCUUGUAGUGAAUAUACCUGUACCUUGAUUUUGUAAAGGUGUAAAUGAGUCACACGUAGAUGUACCUGUUCUCUCUCGUAGCAAUGUAUGCCAGGUGAACAUAAAAAUUAUAUUUUCCUCAAAAAAUACACUAAAAUAAAAAUUAAUCUUUUGAAUGUUAUAUGCAGGGAACGUGAAAUGGAGAAUCCUGCUGUGUUACAUAGGAAAGAUAAUCAGAUCAACCUCUAUGUGGAGCAGAGAGUGGUGUUCUGGAGGACACAACCUUCCCCUUGAGUGACCCACCUGUGUCUGUACAGUACCUGUGUGUGUGGGUGAGGGGGUGGCCAGGUGCCCCUCCCUCCCCCCAUCCUUGCCUGGGGGCUUGUGCUGCAUGCCUCACACCUCACAGGUACUCACCACACACAGGCUGGCAUCUGGAAAGGCAUCACUCCACACAUUAAAAUAUUUAUACCCUGUUUUUCUGUCUAUUGAAACUUUUCUAAAUAAAAAAAAGCAGCACAAUCUGGAUCUCCAUCACUACUAAAUUUUGUGUCGAUGAUAUCUGACCUGACGCAAUAUGAGCAGUGUUAGCAGGGACAAUCAUGGAACACUUCACAGGAUGGCUGAGGGGGGCUGGAUCCUUGCUCUACCUGGCAAUUGUGACACUGUGAGGUGACCUUCAAACAUGCAUCAUUCAUGACAAAUCAAUAAAAGUGUUUUUACUACA
Molecule: messenger RNA, 6340 nt
Organism: Scylla paramamosain (green mud crab)
Lineage: Eukaryota; Metazoa; Arthropoda; Malacostraca; Decapoda; Portunidae
Gene: GABA-B-R1
Product: gamma-aminobutyric acid type B receptor subunit 1-like
Exons: 19
Coding region: 354-3047 (897 amino acids)
Biological process (GO): gamma-aminobutyric acid signaling pathway; G protein-coupled receptor signaling pathway
Cellular component (GO): G protein-coupled receptor heterodimeric complex; membrane
Molecular function (GO): G protein-coupled GABA receptor activity
Source: RefSeq, a predicted model, not a curated record